Pristis pectinata (smalltooth sawfish) is the source of this 4457-nucleotide messenger RNA. It is a transcript of the gene telo2, whose product is annotated as TEL2, telomere maintenance 2, homolog (S. cerevisiae). Gene Ontology annotation, biological process: protein stabilization; telomere maintenance via telomerase. The record is from RefSeq and is a predicted model, not a curated record. Gene Ontology annotation, cellular component: cytosol. The transcript has 21 exons. Lineage: Eukaryota; Metazoa; Chordata; Chondrichthyes; Rhinopristiformes; Pristidae. The coding region runs from base 248 to 2728 and encodes 826 amino acids. Gene Ontology annotation, molecular function: telomeric repeat DNA binding; Hsp90 protein binding.
ACGCGGAGGCAGCGGGACCGUCACGUGACCGUGCGCCAGCCAAUGGGAUGGGAGCGGCUCUGAGCAGAACCCGUGGAUUCCGGUCGGCAGAUUCGGCAGAAAGAGCGUCCCCUCCCCUGAGGUAAACCCGGCCCACCCUCGGGGGGUAAAACCCGGCGGGGCCGGCCCUCAGGUCCCGUUCCCCACUGAACGUGGUGAAACUGCGGCAGGCUCAUUGUGCACCUGCUCCUCUAGGAUUCUGGCACCGAUGGAGGCUGAAGUUCUAGAAUUACGCAGCUUCGUCAGACAAGCCCUGGCUACCCUGUCCACCUCCCGAGACGGUGCAGAAAUCACAUGCACCUUGCAGGCUGUGAGGCAGUACGUGGGGGUGACCGAGGACGGCAAAUGCUCACUACGGAGCCGAGAGUUUUUAAACACACAUUACCCCCGGUUUCUGCAGGUGCUGGUCAGUAACUUCCAAGCUGAUUGGCUCCAGUUGUUGCCUGUCAACCAGGAGAGGGAGCUACUGGAUGGGUUCUUCCUGGAUGGCCCUCCACAGCACGCCUUCCUGGUGAUGCUGGACACCGUCACUGCAGACAGCCCAAGCUUCCGGCAGGACCGGUGUGUGGAGAUCCUGGAGCGGUUCCUUCGGGAACACCGGAUGGGUCAGCUGAUCUGGGAGGUGAGUCAGGAUGGUGAUCCACCACACACAGACCGUGAGCUGCUGCUCGCCAGGAUUGCUGCCUUACCGGAUCACAUGGCAAACAAACUGCAGGGGAGAAACCGGCCAACAUUCUACCCACAGAACUACUACCCGCUGCUGAGCCGUGAGAUGCUGGGUGUCCUGGAGAGGGUCAGUCAGCAGCUGAGAGGUGGUACGGACAGUUCUCUCUCCUUCGUCUCUCAGCUACUGGGGAAGGUCUGCAUUCAGGGACACAGCGCUGCAGUUCUGGAGGUGUUGGUACCUCAGCUCACUCUUCUCACCCAAUCGGAUUGCAUUUGGCGACGGAUCUGUUGGCGAUUGGUGGACGAUGUGCCGGAGCGCUGGAUGGAGAGUGUGGUGUCCGGUGUGGUCCAGAGAGCGGAGGGCCCCGAAGUGUUAUCCCGACUGCUGGGCAGUAUUGUUCUGAAGAACAAGAAGGCUGAAUUUGUCCUCACUCAUAAAUUCCUGCUCUUGCAGUAUCACCACAAGACCUCUGUCCUACAAAGCCUGCUGGGAUAUCUGGCCAGAGAGAAGUCGCGGGACUCCCUGCUGAUAGAGGUGCUGAAGAAGCUGCUGGAGAUCUGGGGCAGCGGGAGUGCCGUCAGACACAGCCCCGUCGAACAGCAGGCGUACAUCAGCAAGGCCAUCGCCAUCGGUCUCGGAGAGCUGAGCCAGUCGCAGAUACAGCAGCACCGAGCAGAGCUCCUCUCUCUGAUGAUGGGGGGUGUGGACUGUCACCUGGACAGCAGUCUGGUGCGGGUGCGGCGGCUGGGGAUGGUUGUUGCAGAGUGCGUCAGUGCGAGGGUGGACACUGGAGAGCACCGUCUGACCUUCCAGUACGAGGAGGACGAUGAGACGAGGGAGAUCCAUUCACUCUGCAGUCCGAGACCCCUGUCGAGCUGGGACAACCCCCCACAGCCACACAGAAACGGAGAUGCACAGACGGACACCAGACAGGAACCAGCCGAGAGUGGAGGCCCCGUCCAGACAGAGUCUGGGUCCGAGUCAGAAUUGGACAGUGACGAUGAGCUGGUUCCCUACGACCUGUCCGCUGACUCGGAGCUGUGUCGCGGUCGAGCCCCGAUGUACGUCGGUGACUGUCUGGAGGCGCUGCUGACGUCGGACAGUCCCGAGCGAGUGGAAGGGAGCUUGAAGGUGGUGGAAGACCUGAUCCGAAAGAACCCAACCGCAGCCGCAGAGAUCGGUGUGGAACUCGCCAAGGUCCUGCUGCACCUUGAGGACAAGUUCAGCAUCGUGGGCUUCACCGGGCUGCGGCAGCGGGCACUGGUGGCCGUGACCGUCACCAGUGUCGUUCCUGUCACUCAGUACCUGACCUCAGAGUUCUACGCGGUGAACUACAGUCUGUCUCAGCGCCUGGACAUCCUGGACGUGCUGGUGCUGUCUGCCCAGGAGUUGGCCCAGCCUGAGCCCAGCACAGGAGCUGGCAGCCUGGCUGAGGAGAGCCGGGGCCCCCUCCCUCAGCUCCAGGAUGGGACGGUGUCUGACCCCAGCCGCCAGUGGAAGCAGAUCAUCGAGCAGAGGCUGCAGAAGAAGACCCACCGCUUCAGUAAAGGGGUGAUGACACCAGGACCUCAAGCCUCUCCCAACCGCCUGGCUCCGGUGGCGGGACGCUUCUUCUUCCCCUUGAUCAACAACUACGACAGACCUCGGAGUCCGUACGACUUCCUGUCUGAGCCGCUGAUGCUGGGCCGUCUGACACACGCCCUCGCCAUCCUGAUGUACCUGUCUGUGAAUGUCCCGAUCGCCAUCCACAUGGGCAAGGCUCUGCUCGGAUUCACCUGGGUCCUUCGCUACCACCCUGACACGUACGUGCGGCAGGGCGCACUGUUCGCCUGCUCCUCCGUGCUGCUGAGUGUUCCCAGUGACAGACUCCUGGCAGAUGUUCCGGACGAACUCCUGGAAGCGAGAUCCUGGCUGACGGAUGUUGCAGAGAAUGAUCCUGACACUGACUGCCGCAGACUGGCUCUGCAGAACCUGCUGCUGCUGGAAAACCUUGGGAAGAAACUUGGAAUCUGCUCAGAAUAAGUGGGUCCGUCCACUGCCAAGGGGAGAUGUUCUGUCCCCAUUCCCAUCCCUGAACUGUAGGAAGUUGGAGGUGGCGAUGGAUCCAGGGGACGGUACUGGUGGCCAGUAAAUGCUGAUCCGGAUGGUGUCACAGAGGGCAGGAAGGACCAGCAGCAGAAGCUGUGAGCCCUGAGGGUUACCUUCUCUCCUGUGGUGGCAGAGGUGGGUUAGUGGAACCAGUGGGCUCUGGCCGUCUGUGUGUCUACCUAGAGACACGGCAGAGACUUAAAACGUCACCACUGAGCCCAAGGAGCCUCAAUCGCAGGAUUUAGAAAAUCUCCAUGCACUGAACUCCCCACCUGCCCCAGGAGUGGUGAGUCUGGUGCCAGUCAGUGGCUGGAAAUGUCUUCUGCACUUGCAGCGGGAGUGUAAAUCUUCAGUAUAAAGUACGCUUUGUCUGUUGUGUAACGUUGGUUUCUCUGUGUGGUGCUGAGGGAGUGCGGACACAGUCCAGCUUUCUCUUCGGCAUUAACCCUGGAUUUGUUGGGGCUACCCUGGUCAUGGGUCACUGGAUUCCUGCUCUGACUGUGGCUUCCUGCUCUGCACAUCACACUGGUUGGACUUCAUUCCUCUUGUCAUUUCAAACGAUGAACAAAAUGUUCCAGAAACAAAAGGAUUUAUUUCCAUCUUUACAAAAUUAACAGUGUUUGUCAAUGGAGAGGAAUCAGAAAGCCAAUCACACCCAUUCUUCCAGUUAGUUCGUAGGGUUGGGUUACAUUCAGACUCGAAGGAAACGUGAAUGCCGCUCGUGACCUUUUGAACAGGAUCCUGUGUCAGUUGUCACAGAGCCGCAUCUUGUGGGAGCGAUCAGUUUACAGACCGACUGCUUAGAGCUUCAAAUAUCACUCCAAGGAGCUUAAAUAGAUCAUGUUUUAUCCAUGUCUCAAAGCCACGGGGCCUACAGUCACCACAGGGAAAUGGAGGGAGAUUGGAGCCCCCAGCGUUGGAAUUUUGUGCUGCUUCAGGUUAUAGGAAGCCCUGUCCCCACAUCGGAUAUCCCAGGACAGCUACAGCACAGGUUAGAGUAAACCUGCCUCUGUGCUGUCAACACUCCCAGGGGAUGGGUUAAUUACAGAGUGCCAUCUCCCUUCAUCCCCACUGGUGUCGUGCUUCAGUGAGAGUCUCAGAUUAUGACCAAGGUCAACAGUGCAGAGAUGGCAGCCUGUUACACAGGGCACCAGAAUCUGGGUAUGGGAUGGUCUCACACACAGUGCCAGGAGUUAGGAUGCUGCUCACCAUUAACGGCCAAGAACUCUGUGUCACCCACGCCCUGGUCAGUGGUUAAAGGAUAGGGAAGCUUUGUCUUUCCUGCUCACUCAACCUGUAGUCAAGCCUGAAGCUCAACCAUCUCAGGGACCACAGUGAUCAAGUUCCAAGUGAGCAUGAUUCUGUGUCUGACGAUCCUGUCCCAUUCCUGCCUCACCUCAUAGGUGGUGAGACAGCUUCAGGCAGUCAGGUGAGGAGUCAGUGGUGGCCUGAAGUUGUCCCACCGUGUACGAGGCAGGAAUGUGACACUGGGUCCCAGCACCAUCAGCUGGUGGAAGGUGGAGCAGUGGGUGAAACACACUUGUGUGAUGUGCUUAAACAAGAGUUCACCGAAUUUUUAAAAAAAUUAAAAUUGCACAGUGUUUCAUAAAACGGAUUCCAAUAAAUAAAGUGUUAUUUUACAAUAUAAAAUUUUAAAAAUUAA